Molecule: messenger RNA, 1876 nt
Organism: Abrus precatorius (Indian licorice)
Lineage: Eukaryota; Viridiplantae; Streptophyta; Magnoliopsida; Fabales; Fabaceae
Product: putative F-box/FBD/LRR-repeat protein At4g13965
Exons: 4
Coding region: 292-1617 (441 amino acids)
Molecular function (GO): protein binding
Source: RefSeq, a predicted model, not a curated record
GCAAAGGCAAAAAACAAAACAUUAUUUAGAGAGAGAGUAUGGUCUUUGGUACCAAAAAGAUGCAAUGAACUAUUGAAUUAGAAGCUGGUAGCAAGCGAGACUAAUCCAUUUCUCCCUUCUCCACGCCUUCAUACAAACUCACAAAAAAGCUCUAAUUUCUAAUUCACUCUCUUCUCAAAGCGCGUGUCUUUCAACAUGAUCAUCUUCUAUGGACUUGAGUCAGAUUCUACAUAGAGGAGCACUGCUGCUGGUCACUGUAUAAAUUCAAAGUUGGAAUGAUUUGAUGGGAAUAUGGUUGAAAGCUUCAACCGGACUGAUUCAAUUGAGUUCUGUGAAGCUGAAAUGGGGAAAGGUGGUUUUCAGGAAUCUGGUCCUGUGUUGAAGAAGUCGAGAAAACAAAUUUUGGCUUCUCAAAAUGUGGAUAAUUGUGAAGAGGAAGACAGCCAGGACAGAUUUGGUGACAUGCCAGACUGUCUUAUUCAUCAUAUUUUGUCAUUUAUGGAGACAAAGGACGCAAUUCGAACUUCCGUUUUGUCAAAAAGGUGGAGGUAUAUUUGGACUUCAGUUCCAUGCCUGAACUUCAGCAGCAAAUCAUUCACGAGGUUGGUUGAUUUCAAGAAGUUUGUGCAAUGGGUCCUAUCCCAUCGUGAUUCUUCCCAUGUCCAAUUACUUGUUUACAAUCGGUUUGGGGUAGAUUAUGCAACAGAUCAAUAUCUAUUGAAUAAGGUUAUUGAAUAUGCAGCAUCACAUGGUGUUGAGGAAAUCAAGAUCAAUCUUCGGGCAAAGACCUCUGGCAGUCCUCCUGUUGAAAUCCCUUUGUCUCUAUUUACUUGCCAAUCCUUGAAAAAGCUUGAGUUAAAAGAUUGUCAUCCUACAAAUGUGUCAUCCCCUUUAGGUUGCAAAUCAUUGGACGUUUUGCAUCUGGAACAUUUCUCAAUGUAUCCUGCUGCAGCUGAUUUUUCAAAUCCAUUUGCAAGUUUAUCCGGACUUUUUGGCUUUAUGACAUUGACAACUUUGCAUCUAAUUAGCUUCACUCUAUGUUAUACAGGAACUGACUGUUUGGAUCCAUUUGGUAAUUGUGUCAAUUUAAAGAAUUUGCACUUAAGUGAAAUGUCGUUUAAGUCAGAUUUGAACCCUAAGGCUUUUGUGAUAUCUGGUCCAAAACUCAAUAACUUGAGUCUAAUGUGCAACCGCUUUAAAUGUAAAAUUGUAGUUGCUGCACCACAGCUCACCAAUUUCAAUUACUUGUAUUCUACACCUCGUGCCUUCUUUGAGUUUAGUCUUCCUUCUUUGGAUGGCUUGAUCAUUGAUAUACAUGAACCACAUCGAUUGGAAAAAUCUCAUCGAAAGAAAAGGGAGGAGACUUUACAUGGUUUGAUCAACAUGUUGCGCGGACAUCAUAAUGCUGAAGCUGUGAAACUAUCCUUCUGUACAGUUGAGGUUACUUGUGGGACUGCAGCGUUGUUAAAGCCAGAAUGUUUGCCUUCUAGUGAAUGGAAGUCAUUGAACUUCGGAGUGGGAUCAACGUAUAAAAUCUUCAUCAACAAGCUUGACGAUAUAACUGCCUAUUACCGCAAUUGCUUUCAGGAAUCAGACUUUGAGAUUUUGACUGUUUAGAAGGAUACUUUGCACAGGAGGUUUGGCUUAAGCCAAGGUGGAAGUUAACCCAAUACAUGGAUCCUUACGAUCCAAACAAGGAUUAGUGCUUGGUAUAGUUUGAAUGGGAAAGGGAUUGGGGUAUAUUUGUAUAAGGGGUUGAUUUUUGAAUAACAGGCUAUAGUGAAAUAGAAAUUUAAAAAUAUUUUGCAAAUUUGUAUCUUGACUCUCAUUUUGUAGCAAUAUAUCUUAGAAGAGGAAAAAGAAAUCAUCUAUUUUC